Molecule: messenger RNA, 648 nt
Organism: Corythoichthys intestinalis (scribbled pipefish)
Lineage: Eukaryota; Metazoa; Chordata; Actinopteri; Syngnathiformes; Syngnathidae
Gene: rpl12
Product: ribosomal protein L12
Exons: 6
Coding region: 132-629 (165 amino acids)
Biological process (GO): translation
Cellular component (GO): ribosome; cytosolic large ribosomal subunit
Molecular function (GO): large ribosomal subunit rRNA binding; structural constituent of ribosome
Source: RefSeq, a predicted model, not a curated record
ACGCGCCUCUUCUCAUUCUUUCUAUCGCACAUUAGGCAGGGUGAAGGUGCAACAGUAAUCGGUCGUCCCGAACCGGGUUCAUCCGACACCCUCACCAAUCAAGCUGAACUGACCACAACCUCGAAACCAACAUGCCUCCCAAAUUCGACCCCGGCGAGAUUAAAGUUGUGUACAUGAGGUGCACAGGAGGAGAGGUCGGCGCUACAUCAGCCUUGGCUCCCAAAAUUGGGCCCUUGGGUCUGUCUCCCAAGAAAGUCGGCGAUGACAUUGCCAAGGCCACCGGUGACUGGAAGGGCCUGAGGAUCACCGUGAAGCUGACUAUCCAGAACAGACAGGCAGCGAUUGAGGUGGUUCCCUCUGCUUCUGCACUCAUCAUCAAAGCUCUGAAGGAGCCCCCUCGUGACAGGAAGAAGGUCAAGAACAUCAAGCACAGCGGAAGUGUGACUUUUGAUGACAUCGUGGGCGUCGCUCGUGUCAUGCGUCCUCGUUCCAUUGCCAGAGAGCUGUCUGGAACUAUCAAGGAAAUUCUGGGCACCGCUCAGUCUGUUGGCUGCACCAUCGAUGGUCGUCCUCCUCACGACGUCAUAGAUGACAUCAACAGUGGCAAAAUUGAGUGCCCAUCUGAGUAAUAAAAUGUUGGAAAUCUAA